AUGAUUCUCAUUAUUAACACUCACGCAGAAUCAUUCAAGGAGUGCAAUAAUGCCGCUGAAGGCACUUUUGUAGCGGUUGAGCACAAUUGCCUCGCAUACAUAUACUGCCUAGACGAAGAGUCAUUCACCGAUACAUGUCCAGUUGGCACUUAUUUCGAUGCAGAGCAACAACAAUGUUUGCUAGACGAAGAUGGCUCCAAGUGCACAGCUUUUAUGGUGCAACCUACACAAGCAGUGGAGCAACAGCAGGUAUCAACACAACAAGCGCUAACUGAGGCUACGGUCACUACAACGACUACUAGUGGCUCGCUGUCGACAAGUACUUUGUCACCACGCCCACAUUGCAAACCAACUAUAGAUGAGUAUUUUCCAUAUCAGCAGCGCUGUGAGUACUACUAUCGCUGCACGMGCGGGUAUUUGAGUAUAUUGCGCUGCAGUCUGGGCUACGGCUGGGACUUUUUGCAAGAGAAGUGCAUGUCUCUGAAGGAGGCGCAGUGCUUUAAGGCUCUGCGGGCGCAUGUUUCUAGUUUUUAA
Molecule: messenger RNA, 534 nt
Organism: Bactrocera latifrons
Lineage: Eukaryota; Metazoa; Arthropoda; Insecta; Diptera; Tephritidae
Exons: 1
Coding region: 1-534 (177 amino acids)
Cellular component (GO): extracellular region
Molecular function (GO): chitin binding
Source: RefSeq, a predicted model, not a curated record